AUGCCCUCCCUGUCCCAGCCCCCAACGUCAACGUCGGCGCCGCCGGCCGCUCCCACCGAUAUAACCGGUCUCGGCGACGAUCUCCUCCGGGAGAUCUUCCUCCGCCUGCCGUCCCUCCCAAGCCUCGUCCGCGCCGCCUUCGCCUGCCGCGCCUUCCGCCGCGCCGUCCGCUCCUCCCCCGCCUUCCGCCGCAGCUUCCGCGCGCUCCAUGCGCCGCCCCUCCUCGCGUUCUUCCUCGACUCCAGCUUUGAAGUGGUCCCGAUCUUCCCCUGCCCCUGGCGCCGCUGCGACCCGGACCUCGUUGCCGCUGAUUUCUUCGGAAUCCGCGUCUCACGCCACGACGACACCGGCGACACCGGGUGGGAGAUCCUUCCCGGCUACGACGGCUACUUCCCCCUAAAAAAGGUGAGCCGGAGCACUAAUUGGGCAGUGAGCCGGAGCACUACUUGGGUAGUCUCCUACAGACCGCUAACGCAGGCUCUGGAUCUGUUCCUCUAUAAGCCGGGGAACAGCAUUGACCUUGAGUUCUACACUCUCUCCUCAGAAGAUGGCCAAGGGCCGUCCCGUGUGGUCUGUGUCCGUCACCACUUCAAUCGGAGGGCGCAGGUCGCCGUCUUCUCAUCGAACACCAUGGAGUGGCAAAUUUUCCCCAUGAACACACUGCUGCUGCGUGAAGGGGCCAGUUCCGGCACGGUGAUGCGUGGGCUCAUCUGGUGGCCAAACUGGAUGCAUCAGAAAAUUGUGGUGCUCGACACCUUGACCUUUCAGUUCUCCCUAAUCGAUGUGCCCACGCCUUUGAUGACGCUGUCGGAUGAGUCGUCGUACAAGCUUGGUGAGACCAAGGAUGAGAAGCUCUGCUUCGUAUAUAUAAAGGAUGACACACUUUAUGCUUAUUUCCGGACAGCCGGCAAUGGCGGUGUCGUCGAGAGGUGGAUGUUGUACAAGGAGUUCCCGUUGCGCACGAUUGUUAAGAAUGUCACUGGAGGCUCAAUGGAGCAAGAGGGGUGUCCUGUCGAUGUGGAAGUUGUGGCAGUCAUCGAUGGCUUUGUAUACUUGACUAUUUUCUACUGCAAGGACACACAACUUCGUGAUUUGUGCCUAUCCUUGUGUCUGGAAACAUCGGAGAUAAGCGAGCUCUUUAGUGAUGCACGUGAGUAUCAUGAGGAGGUUCAUCCCUAUGUCAUGGCAUGGCCUCCCUCUUUGUUACAAAUCAAGGAGGAAUCAGAAACUGAAUUCACUGGAGACAGUGCCGCACACAAUGAUCCUAUGGGCACAGAAAAAGCUUCCUCUGUGCUUGUCGCUGCACUGCAGUCACUCAGCCAAGCUCUGGUAGGUGACGGUGGCAGCAACAUAGAAAUAUUGACGGAGUUACAUUCCUUCAUGCUUGACAGUAACAAAGAAACAGUGGCAGAGUUAAAUGCCUUCUUGCGUCCUAACGGGGAUGGCGAGGCCUCUCUAAUGAGCACAAUUGCUAGUUUGGACGCAAAGUUGGUAAGCGCAAGAGACCGUAUCUUGAGGAUAAGUGCAUGAUUCCAUGAUGGUGAUUUGUGUGCUUGCUGCAGACAAAGAUUCCAGGAAAGAAGUCGUCAUAAAAGGUUGUCCUAUUCAACUCAAUUUUCCGUUGAUGCUUGCGAAGUAGCUGCAUAUCCGAGUAAUGCUCGGUGUGGCAAGAUGUUCAGGAAAAACACACCAAAAUGGUCAUAGCUUGGGAGUUAGGUGCCCGAGGCUAUGCAAAAUAGUCGCUGCACAACGAUAGGCUCAUUCGUGAAAAUAUUGCAUACUCCUUGUUUACUUUCCCAUUUUACUAUGCGGAGUACUUCUUAUUCAUCCACAUAUGUAAUUCCUUUUACUAUGCUGUAUAAGUUAAGGCUCAAGAUAUGUGAGCUGACCUCCCAAAUAUGUAAUAGUGCAGCAAGGCCAGAAAAAUACAGCCUUCAUACGAUUCCCCUCUUUAGAUAUUUUGUAUAUAUUUUUCAUGGUUUUCAUGUUGGUGUACCCCAAAAGUACUCUCUGCAUGUUGGUUUUCAAACUCUUUAUCUUCGUAUAUCCUUUGUAGUAUACAUGCCUACAUCAUCUUUGAAGCUGAGCACGUAGCUUUAUCUCAUAACAUGGCACUGGUAGGUUGGCAGUCUUACAGCUUUCACAUAGCUGAAGUACAUCUUAAGAACAUAUGUGUCAUAUCUAAUAGUAUAAUGUAUCUAUUUGAAGUUUGAACUUUCUAGUUCAAGGGAAUCAUAUCUGUGUUGAUGAGGUAUAUAUUCAGCCAAAGUCUGAGGUGCAGAGUCGAAAUACCAGUCGGAAAGAGAAAAGGAGAGAGAACUAGCGACACGACUAGGCCUAAAACUAAGCCCCCAGCAACAUUGGAACAGGCCGAGGCAAGAAUGAGUGUUGAAGGAGGAUCCUGUAGUAGAGGCUAUGCAGAGAAACGAAAUGCACUUGCUGAGUUAUCACUACACCUUGAAAACUAGUACAUUGUAUCUAUCUGA
This is a messenger RNA of Lolium rigidum, 2486 nucleotides long. RefSeq lists its product as uncharacterized. Lineage: Eukaryota; Viridiplantae; Streptophyta; Magnoliopsida; Poales; Poaceae. The record is from RefSeq and is a predicted model, not a curated record. The coding region runs from base 1 to 1530 and encodes 509 amino acids. The transcript is spliced from 3 exons. Gene Ontology annotation, molecular function: protein binding.